Messenger RNA from Colletotrichum scovillei, 945 nucleotides. RefSeq names its product cenp-O kinetochore centromere component. Lineage: Eukaryota; Fungi; Ascomycota; Sordariomycetes; Glomerellales; Glomerellaceae. Bases 67 to 945 code for a protein of 292 amino acids. Gene Ontology annotation, cellular component: kinetochore; Mis6-Sim4 complex. The record is from RefSeq and is a predicted model, not a curated record. The transcript is spliced from 2 exons.
CGACAAGUGUGCUCUCUCCGCCGAGGAAAUUGCGAAUUCCUUCUGUUCACGCCCGCAACAGACAAAAUGUCUGGUGAACUUCCAGAUGUUGCUGCAGAGGCUCUCGAACAAGAGAUCAAUGACCUUCGAGCAAAAGCCGCCUCGUUGAAGAAGGUAUUGAAGGUCCAGGCCACAGCCCUCAUCUCGUCCGAUUCGAUACGAAACGCCCUCAAGGAAGACAACGAGAAACGCAGCGCGAUUGCACUCCCCUCGGAAUCCAAGGCCGUCCGCGACCAAGUCCUCUCCCGAUCCAAAGCCCAAGACGCGCACGACCAGCAAUGUCUGUACAGAACUUGCGCAACCAUAACGACGUUCAAGGUCAAAGACCCCGACCCAAAUGCCGUUGAUCGAGGCAGCGUUCUCGGCAUUCGCAUCGAAAUCAUGUCCGGCGCCAAGUUCCGACGACCAUACUACGUCAUGCUCAAUCGACCGUACAGAGACUCGCGACACCUGCGUGUUCAUCGCCAUACGGUGCCUCCAUGCAUCCCGCUCGCCGCGCUCGCCGCUCGCCACCUCCCUGCACCCAAGCCUGCCGACGCCGAAGAUCAGAAGGUCCAAGAUUUAUCUCGCUUCGUGCGAACGCUGAGAAGGGAAAUUGUGAGAUACCACAACCGAACUGCUGUGAUUGGCGAUCUGCAGAAGGCGGCUGGGCUGGUGGGCGCCGGCAGCGAGGGUGACGACUCCGACCAGGCGGUCACAAGCAUCGUUGCGGCAGACAUUGAAGCCAAGCAGAUCAGCAUCGAAUGGGCUGAUGGCAGGGCGGGCAGAUUGGUCAUGAGCGAAGACGGGCAGAUUCAAAAGCUCGUCAUUCUUGGCAUGGCGGGACGGGAUCGAGAGACCACGCGAGAACUUCUAGGUGACAGUCGUCGCGUAGAAGACGUCGCAAAGCGGUUAGCAACAUCUUGA